AUGUCUAAUCUUGAUGAUGAAAUAAAUGAUGCAUGGAAUGAACUAUAUGAUACAUAUGUUGAAGAAAAUAAACUCAAAAAGGAUAAAGAAGUUUUAAAAUUACGAAAAGAUCAGGAAUUACAAAAACAACAAAUUGAUAAAGAUAAAAUUGAUAUUUCAUCAGAUGUACCACAAUUAAAUAAAUUAAUAGAGGCUCAAACUUCUGAUCAUCAAAAGCAAUUGACUGAAGAACUUAAGACUAUAUUAAUAAAAUAUUUUUGGGCUGGUUUCCAAUUAAAUAAAGAUCUAAAAAAUUCAAAUGAUACUGAUAAAUAA
Lodderomyces pseudojiufengensis is the source of this 315-nucleotide messenger RNA. RefSeq lists its product as uncharacterized. The record is from RefSeq and is a predicted model, not a curated record. The transcript has a single exon. The coding region runs from base 1 to 315 and encodes 104 amino acids. NCBI's taxonomy places the organism in Eukaryota, Fungi, Ascomycota, Pichiomycetes, Serinales, Debaryomycetaceae.